This is a messenger RNA of Daldinia childiae, 471 nucleotides long. RefSeq lists its product as uncharacterized. The transcript has a single exon. Lineage: Eukaryota; Fungi; Ascomycota; Sordariomycetes; Xylariales; Hypoxylaceae. The record is from RefSeq and is a predicted model, not a curated record. Bases 1 to 471 code for a protein of 156 amino acids.
AUGUAUACGAAAUUCAUCUUCACCACCCUUGCCUUGGCAAGCAGCCUAGCAUCCGCAACCUAUGCCCCGGAACCCAUUAAGGCGGCGGAACGCGACGUUAAACCGCGCCAAACAUUAAAUCCUGGAGGCCCCGUUGAGUCUCUAAGCUCCGCAGCCGACCAGGGCACAACCGGCGUCCUGUCUAUUCAAACCGACACAUCCAUUUUACUCUCCAUUCAGACCGAUACUUCUAUUUCUCCCACUAUUCAAACAGAUACGGCAAUCAGUAGCAUCACCAGUGUCGUCUCCCCUACGACUUCAGGAUCCGAUACUCAAUCGCCCACAGCAGAUACUUCUGGCGCAUCUUCAUCUGAGGCGUCUUCAGUUUCCACAUCUAGCUCUGAUGCGGGAGCAGCAUACCCACAAGAAACAGGUUUCGCAUUAGCAGCGGCGGCGGCAGCGGGGCUUGUUGGUGUUGUAGCCGCAUUAUAA